GGCAGUCCCGGAGGCGACCUGGAGGAAGUGAGCAGCCGCCCCCACCACCCAGCCCCGCCACCAGGGAACCCGGAACCUGCCUGUCUGUGUCAGGAGCCUGGGCCAGCCUCUCAGCCACCAAGGCCUCCAUCUCCCUGUGUGGGGAAGCAGCCAGAGCGGGUGACCGAGAAGAUGGAGGCAGAGUUGUGCCAGGGCCUGCAGCAGCUCCCCCAGGAGGUGCGGCCCCUCGUGGAGGGGAGGCUUCCGCAAGGGGAAAAGAAGAAAUACCUGCCCCCCACAGCACGGAAGGAGCCCCGGUUUGAAGAGCUGCAAAAGGUGCUGAUGGAAUGGAUCAAUGGCACGCUCCUGCACGAGCAUGUCGUGGCCCGCAGCCUGGAGGAGGACUUGUUCGAUGGCCUCAUCUUGCACCACCUCUUCCAGAAGCUGGCAGCACACAGGCUGGAGGUGGAGGAGAUGGCUUUGACCUCCACGAGCCAGCGGCGCAAGCUGGCUGUGGUGUUGGACGCCGUGAACCGCAGCCUGCAGGUGGAGGAGCAGCAGGUGCCGUGGAGCGUGGAGGCCAUCUUCAACAAGGACCUGCUGGCCACCUUGCACCUGCUCGUGGCCCUGGCCAAGCAUUUCCAGCCUGACCUGCCCCUCCCAGCCGACGUGCAGGUGGAAGUCAUCAUCAUUGAGAGCACCAAGAGUGGCCUGAAGUCGGAGAAGGUGGUGGAGCAGCUCACGGAGCCCCGCGCAGACGGGAAUGAGCCUGCUGGGGACGCCUUUCAUGAAUUAUUCAAGCUGGCGCCUGAGAAAGUGAAGGCUGUGAGCGAGGCCAUCCUAACCUUUGUCAACCAGAAGCUGGAGAAACUGGGCCUGUCUGUGCAGAACCUGGACUCCCAGUUUGCAGAUGGAGUCAUCUUACUCUUGUUAAUUGGACAACUGGAAGGCUUCUUCCUGCACUUGAAGGAAUUCUACCUCACCCCCAGCUCUCCUGCGGAAAUGCUACAUAAUGUCACACUGGCCCUGGAGUUGCUGAAGGACCACGGCCUCCUCUACCACCCUAUUAACCCGGAAGCAUCAAGCUUCCCGCCGCUGCCUACCUUCACCCUCUGACUUCCCUGAGGGAAAAGACAUGAGUGUGGGGCCCUGGAACUCCCGGACCUAGGGCAGUGAAAGGCUGGGCACAAAAUACUCGCCCUCCAGGCAGGGGCAAGACCCCCGGGUCUCUGGCAGGACCAGGACUGACAGUGCAAGUGUGGAUCCUAACACACUUGGCAGAAGGUCCCCAGAGCUGCCAUGUGUGUAAGAAUAAAACUGCAUGGGAGAGACGGUAGCACCAGGCAGGCACCCACAAUGUGCUGCUGCCAGCUGGGCUGCCGGCAGAUGCUUCGCCAAGUCCUCCUUGGCACUCGCGACUUGGAAUCCUGCCGGAACCACGGGUGGGAGGAGGCCUCGCAGGGCCCCAGCCUGUGCAGCUGCAGGUCUGCCCCACCAGGGCAGCUGAGCGGGCAUGCUGGCUCCUGGGGGGUGGCCAGGGAGCAGAAGCUGAGAGUGGGCAGUCGGGAGGCCCCAUCGGAGGGCUGCUCGGCCUGUGCCCACAUUCACCAGGCACUUCUGCUGCAGGCCAUGGGUCUUGGGUGAGUGGGAUGAAGGCGACAGUGGGCCCAGCAGGCGUCUGUGUGUUCACCAUCCUGAGGCCAGCAUCGGUGUCAGCAGGAGCCACGUCCAGUUGCC
Molecule: messenger RNA, 1716 nt
Organism: Ochotona princeps (American pika)
Lineage: Eukaryota; Metazoa; Chordata; Mammalia; Lagomorpha; Ochotonidae
Gene: PARVG
Product: parvin gamma
Exons: 13
Coding region: 172-1095 (307 amino acids)
Biological process (GO): substrate adhesion-dependent cell spreading; cell projection assembly; establishment or maintenance of cell polarity
Cellular component (GO): actin cytoskeleton; focal adhesion; cytoplasm
Molecular function (GO): actin binding
Source: RefSeq, a predicted model, not a curated record